AUGGUUAUCUCAGUCUACAAGCGUCCAGUGUCCCCAGCCAUAGGCGACAAAACCACUACCAGUAAAAAUGGAAAUAUUAUUGUCAAAAGGCCAAAGCUUGAUGAGCCUAUGUAUCCACUUCCUCCGCCGUUUCACCAAAUGCCCAGCCCUGUCAUGGUUAAGCGCUGGGAGGCAGAAGUGAGGCACUGUGAGGAGGCCAAAUGGGCGCAACUGUUUGAAUUAGUGCUUGCCGCCCAUGGGGGAGAGACAUACCUUGAGUCGUAUGACCUCGAUGUCAUCCGCUGGAUCCACCGUGACAGGCCUGAAGUGCGCACCAGAUCGGUGCCUCCAUGA
Messenger RNA from Suillus fuscotomentosus, 333 nucleotides. RefSeq lists its product as uncharacterized. The coding region runs from base 1 to 333 and encodes 110 amino acids. NCBI's taxonomy places the organism in Eukaryota, Fungi, Basidiomycota, Agaricomycetes, Boletales, Suillaceae. The transcript has 5 exons. The record is from RefSeq and is a predicted model, not a curated record.